AUGGACGAUGUGUUAGUAGAAACGUCCCAAUUACGGGACCCCGAUUUCGACGUAGUACAUUAUUACCGGCAGCGGGUAGUCGAACAGAAGUCUCCGGACCAUCAGGCCUGUUUUCUCGCUCGAGGAGAACCCGAGUACUGCCUAAUGGGGGAUGCGCUCGCUCUAGAGGUCAAGCACAUUCUUGAGGAGUACCACCCGUGGCCCGAGGACCCGAGGGACGCGUUCUAUCCGCCCCGGUUCGUGGUUGUUCAGUAUUAUGACGACGUGACGGUACGAGACCUGUACCUCGAACGUACCUUAUCCAUACCGGUCAAGUUCCUCUUGAACCCUAGGUUUGACCUGCUAGGUUACUUUGCCCGGAACGUCCGACGGUUCUUCACGGCGCCUGCCUUUGAGCUUGAUGACCUGGAGGGCGAAUUUCGAGUCCUGUUUACGCGUACGCAACGCCCUCGUAUCAGUCCUCCAAUCCCACUGUUUGCAGUACAACCAAAGACUCACCGCGCUGAAUCUGACAGCAGCUUGAGCGCGCUACAGCGCAAUGCAGCCGCGCCUCGGGAUUUCUCUCGACUUAUCCCGGAACCGGUCGUCGUAGUUGUCCAGGUUAAUGAGCAGCCCGCUCGGGCCUUAAUCGACUCAGGAUCCCUGUCGGAUUUCAUGUCUGCAAGGUUAGCGCAUCAGUUAGGCCUGGAAAUUUUCGAACUCACCAAGCCCCUGCCUAUACAGCUGGCCGUCCAGGGAUCUCGCGCCAAGGUCAACUUCGGGUGCCGGGCCCGACUCGAGUACCAGCGUAUUCGAACCGAGAGGUACUUCGAUGUGAUAAACCUGCUAAAUUACGAUCUAAUACUCGGAACUCCGUUCAUUUUCCAGCACAAAGUUACGCUGGGGCUCAAUCCUACCACACUAGUAGUUGGCAGCCCACAGGCUUUGCCGAUCGAGGGCCGCCAGGUGCGGACGCUACAGUCACACGCGGCGGACGUGCUGGACGACGUGAUCGAGGCGGCCCGAAAAGAUUUGUGUGAGUAUGCGGCUCCCAUAUGCAAGGAAGCUAGUGACUCACCGCUACCUCCUUUGCGGACCAUCAAUCAUCGUAUCCCCCUCAUAGACCCAGAUAAAGUCUAUACGUGGCGUCCAUCUAAGUGCCCGGACGCUCACAGGGAGAAUUGGAGGGAGAAGCGCGAUGCUUACCUCAAAUCA
Molecule: messenger RNA, 1194 nt
Organism: Dichomitus squalens LYAD-421 SS1
Lineage: Eukaryota; Fungi; Basidiomycota; Agaricomycetes; Polyporales; Polyporaceae
Exons: 1
Source: RefSeq, a predicted model, not a curated record